UGCCAUUAAUAGCUAUGACUGGAAAGAUGGCAUCUAGUCUUACUUGUACAGGAGUGAUCUGGGCAUUGUUUUCCUUCCUCUGCGCUGGGGUUUCCUGUGUGGGGUUCUUCAUGCCUUACUGGCUACUGGGAUCUCAGCUGGAGAAAUCGGUGUCGUUCGGCACUUUCCGGAGGUGCUCCUACCCGGUACGAGACGAGAGCCGCCAGAUCACUGUGAUGGUGGAGCAGUGUGGACGCUACGCAUCUUUCCAGGCCAUUCCGAGUGUGGAGUGGAGGAUCUGCACUGUGGUGACGGGGUUGGGCUGUGGUCUUCUCCUCCUGGUGGCCCUGACUGCUCUCAUGGGCUGCUGUGUGUCCGAGCUCAUCUCCAGAGCUGUGGGCAGGGUUGCUGGAGGCAUCCAAUUCUUGGGAGGCUUGUUAAUUGGUUCUGGUUGUGCUCUUUAUCCUCUGGGCUGGGACAGUGAAGAAGUCAGGCAGACUUGUGGUAACCUUUCCAACCAGUUUGAACUGGGGACUUGCGAAAUUGGCUGGGCUUAUUACUGCACCGGAGGAGGGGCCGCUGCUGCGAUGCUGAUCUGCACUUGGCUGGCCUGUUUUUCGGGCAAGAAACAAAAACAAUAUCCUUAUUGAGGCGCGAAG
Messenger RNA from Euleptes europaea (tarantolino), 638 nucleotides. RefSeq names its product LHFPL tetraspan subfamily member 6 (gene LHFPL6). The transcript is spliced from 3 exons. Lineage: Eukaryota; Metazoa; Chordata; Lepidosauria; Squamata; Sphaerodactylidae. The coding region runs from base 15 to 629 and encodes 204 amino acids. The record is from RefSeq and is a predicted model, not a curated record. Gene Ontology annotation, cellular component: membrane.